Molecule: messenger RNA, 5373 nt
Organism: Homo sapiens (human)
Lineage: Eukaryota; Metazoa; Chordata; Mammalia; Primates; Hominidae
Gene: PTGS1
Product: prostaglandin-endoperoxide synthase 1
Exons: 12
Coding region: 601-2214 (537 amino acids)
Biological process (GO): prostanoid biosynthetic process; cellular oxidant detoxification; prostaglandin biosynthetic process
Cellular component (GO): endoplasmic reticulum lumen; photoreceptor outer segment; endoplasmic reticulum membrane
Molecular function (GO): peroxidase activity; prostaglandin-endoperoxide synthase activity; heme binding
Source: RefSeq, marked reviewed
AGUGAGUUUCUCAUCUAGGAAACCAUCAGCAGGCCAGGCUGGACUGCCCCAUUUCUAGCCCCCUUUCUUCUCUGCAGACUGCCCUGUUUCUAGCCCCUUUUCUUCUCUACCCUUUUCUGUAGAGUGCGUUAGACCCAUUUUACAGAAGGGGACUCUGAGACCCUUUCUUCUCUGCGGGGCAGGGUAUGUGGUUCAGACGAGCCGCUUCCAUCCCCAGUUCUGUCCCUAAGCCCUGGGUGACCUCAGCAUUGAGCAUCGUCUCUGAGCCUCAGUUUCCUGUCUAUAUCUAGUGCCACCAGGCAUCAGAAACGGAGUCUCUUGCUCUGGUUCUUGCUGUUCCUGCUCCUGCUCCCGCCGCUCCCCGUCCUGCUCGCGGACCCAGGGGCGCCCACGCCAGGGGCCUCUUUGGGAGGAAGCCGCAGGCACCAAGGGAAAUGAGUUCCCUUUCUCCAGCCUCUAACCGUCUGGGAACCCAUCCUGAUUCCCAUUGCCAGUGGAGAAGGUCUCCCCUGGUGAAGACUUCGGGAGAACAUGGGAGAUGGAAAUACAUUUAGGAGCCGGGAUGCUUCAUCUGGGGUUUAAGAGAUCCCCAUUGAGCAAAUGAGGAAACCGAGGCUCAUGAAUCCCUGUUGUUACUAUCCAUGCCAGCACCAGGGCAUCUGUGUCCGCUUCGGCCUUGACCGCUACCAGUGUGACUGCACCCGCACGGGCUAUUCCGGCCCCAACUGCACCAUCCCUGGCCUGUGGACCUGGCUCCGGAAUUCACUGCGGCCCAGCCCCUCUUUCACCCACUUCCUGCUCACUCACGGGCGCUGGUUCUGGGAGUUUGUCAAUGCCACCUUCAUCCGAGAGAUGCUCAUGCGCCUGGUACUCACAGUGCGCUCCAACCUUAUCCCCAGUCCCCCCACCUACAACUCAGCACAUGACUACAUCAGCUGGGAGUCUUUCUCCAACGUGAGCUAUUACACUCGUAUUCUGCCCUCUGUGCCUAAAGAUUGCCCCACACCCAUGGGAACCAAAGGGAAGAAGCAGUUGCCAGAUGCCCAGCUCCUGGCCCGCCGCUUCCUGCUCAGGAGGAAGUUCAUACCUGACCCCCAAGGCACCAACCUCAUGUUUGCCUUCUUUGCACAACACUUCACCCACCAGUUCUUCAAAACUUCUGGCAAGAUGGGUCCUGGCUUCACCAAGGCCUUGGGCCAUGGGGUAGACCUCGGCCACAUUUAUGGAGACAAUCUGGAGCGUCAGUAUCAACUGCGGCUCUUUAAGGAUGGGAAACUCAAGUACCAGGUGCUGGAUGGAGAAAUGUACCCGCCCUCGGUAGAAGAGGCGCCUGUGUUGAUGCACUACCCCCGAGGCAUCCCGCCCCAGAGCCAGAUGGCUGUGGGCCAGGAGGUGUUUGGGCUGCUUCCUGGGCUCAUGCUGUAUGCCACGCUCUGGCUACGUGAGCACAACCGUGUGUGUGACCUGCUGAAGGCUGAGCACCCCACCUGGGGCGAUGAGCAGCUUUUCCAGACGACCCGCCUCAUCCUCAUAGGGGAGACCAUCAAGAUUGUCAUCGAGGAGUACGUGCAGCAGCUGAGUGGCUAUUUCCUGCAGCUGAAAUUUGACCCAGAGCUGCUGUUCGGUGUCCAGUUCCAAUACCGCAACCGCAUUGCCAUGGAGUUCAACCAUCUCUACCACUGGCACCCCCUCAUGCCUGACUCCUUCAAGAUCGGUGGGGGCAGGAACAUGGACCACCACAUCCUGCAUGUGGCUGUGGAUGUCAUCAGGGAGUCUCGGGAGAUGCGGCUGCAGCCCUUCAAUGAGUACCGCAAGAGGUUUGGCAUGAAACCCUACACCUCCUUCCAGGAGCUCGUAGGAGAGAAGGAGAUGGCAGCAGAGUUGGAGGAAUUGUAUGGAGACAUUGAUGCGUUGGAGUUCUACCCUGGACUGCUUCUUGAAAAGUGCCAUCCAAACUCUAUCUUUGGGGAGAGUAUGAUAGAGAUUGGGGCUCCCUUUUCCCUCAAGGGUCUCCUAGGGAAUCCCAUCUGUUCUCCGGAGUACUGGAAGCCGAGCACAUUUGGCGGCGAGGUGGGCUUUAACAUUGUCAAGACGGCCACACUGAAGAAGCUGGUCUGCCUCAACACCAAGACCUGUCCCUACGUUUCCUUCCGUGUGCCGGAUGCCAGUCAGGAUGAUGGGCCUGCUGUGGAGCGACCAUCCACAGAGCUCUGAGGGGCAGGAAAGCAGCAUUCUGGAGGGGAGAGCUUUGUGCUUGUCAUUCCAGAGUGCUGAGGCCAGGGCUGAUGGUCUUAAAUGCUCAUUUUCUGGUUUGGCAUGGUGAGUGUUGGGGUUGACAUUUAGAACUUUAAGUCUCACCCAUUAUCUGGAAUAUUGUGAUUCUGUUUAUUCUUCCAGAAUGCUGAACUCCUUGUUAGCCCUUCAGAUUGUUAGGAGUGGUUCUCAUUUGGUCUGCCAGAAUACUGGGUUCUUAGUUGACAACCUAGAAUGUCAGAUUUCUGGUUGAUUUGUAACACAGUCAUUCUAGGAUGUGGAGCUACUGAUGAAAUCUGCUAGAAAGUUAGGGGGUUCUUAUUUUGCAUUCCAGAAUCUUGACUUUCUGAUUGGUGAUUCAAAGUGUUGUGUUCCUGGCUGAUGAUCCAGAACAGUGGCUCGUAUCCCAAAUCUGUCAGCAUCUGGCUGUCUAGAAUGUGGAUUUGAUUCAUUUUCCUGUUCAGUGAGAUAUCAUAGAGACGGAGAUCCUAAGGUCCAACAAGAAUGCAUUCCCUGAAUCUGUGCCUGCACUGAGAGGGCAAGGAAGUGGGGUGUUCUUCUUGGGACCCCCACUAAGACCCUGGUCUGAGGAUGUAGAGAGAACAGGUGGGCUGUAUUCACGCCAUUGGUUGGAAGCUACCAGAGCUCUAUCCCCAUCCAGGUCUUGACUCAUGGCAGCUGUUUCUCAUGAAGCUAAUAAAAUUCGCUUUCUAAAGUUACCUGUUAUAUAUCUCUUUUGGUCCCAUCCUCUAAAGCAGAGGCAACACUGGAACAUGGCUAGCCUUUCUUGUAGCCAUGGCUGGGCGUGCUAGAGGUUGCAGCAUGAGACUUUCUGCUGGGAUCCUUGGGCCCAUCACUGUAUAGACAUGCUACCACUGGUACUUCCUUUCUCCCUGCGGGCCAGGCACUGCCCUUUUCAGGAAGCUCUCUUAAAAUACCCAUUGCCCCAGACCUGGAAGAUAUAACAUUCAGUUCCCACCAUCUGAUUAAAACAACUUCCUCCCUUACAGAGCAUACAACAGAGGGGGCACCCGGGGAGGAGAGCACAUACUGUGUUCCAAUUUCACGCUUUUAAUUCUCAUUUGUUCUCACACCAACAGUGUGAAGUGCGUGGUAUAAUCUCCAUUUCAAAACCAAGGAAGCAGCCUCAGAGUGGUCGAGUGACACACCUCACGCAGGCUGAGUCCAGAGCUUGUGCUCCUCUUGAUUCCUGGUUUGACUCAGUUCCAGGCCUGAUCUUGCCUGUCUGGCUCAGGGUCAAAGACAGAAUGGUGGAGUGUAGCCUCCACCUGAUAUUCAGGCUACUCAUUCAGUCCCAAAUAUGUAUUUUCCUAAGUGUUUACUAUGUGCCAGUUCCUGUAACAGGUGUGGGGACACAGCAGUGAGUAAUCAAUACAGACAAGGUUCUGCCCUUAUGGAGCUCACACUCCAGUGGCAGACAAACAGACCAUAAAUAAGGAAACGAUGAAAUAAGAUAUAUACAAGGUGAGUGUGACUUCCCUUCUAACCCCCUCUGCUCUGUCCUCCCCUAUUGCGCUCUCAAGACCAGAGACCCAACAGCAGUGAUCUCAGGGCAGACAGCCCUCCACUCCAGCUCUGAGACCCUUUUCUCAGGACCUCUGUAGGCAGCAGAGAGAGAGGACAGAGGGGUAAGAUGAGGGGUUGAGGGAAGGUUCUUCAUGAUCCACACUUUGGGCUUAGUAUUUCUCAGGAAGAGCUAUGGCCCAGAAACAACAGGGGAAACUAGAGUUCGGUCUGACAGUCCUUGGGGUUAAGUCUCCUGUCUUAUGGUCCAGAAACUCCUGUUUCUCCUUAGUUGGCUGGAAACUGCUCCCAUCAUUCCUUCUGGCCUCUGCUGAAUGCAGGGAAUGCAAUCCUUCCCUGCUCUUGCAGUUGCUCUGACGUAGAAAGAUCCUUCGGGUGCUGGAAGUCUCCAUGAAGAGCUUGUGUCCUGUCCUUUCUUGCAGAUUCUAUUUCCCCUCUUCUGCUAAUACCUCUUACUUUGCUUGAGAAUCCUCUCCUUUCUUAUUAAUUUCAGUCUUGGUGGUUCUAUCAGGGGUGCAUUCUGGCCAAGGGGUGGGCCUGUGAAUCAAUCCUGGGCAAUCAGACACCCUCUCCUUAAAAACUGGCCCGUGGAGACUGAGAUCACUGACUCUGACUCAUCCCCACAGCUGGCUCUGACAAGAUGGUCCAUUUGUUCCUGCUUCCGAGAUCCCCAGGGCAGCCUGGAUCCCUGCCCUUCUCAAGACUUUAGCUUUUCCUUCCAUCCGGUGGCCUAUUCCAGGAAUUCCUCUUUUGCUUAAAUCAGUUGGAGUUUGUGUCUGUUGCUUGUAAUCAAGCCUUUAUGGCUGCUGGGCUGAGUGACACAAGCACUUUAAUGGCCUGGAGGGACUUUUAAUCAGUGAAGAUGCAAUCAGACAAGUGUUUUGGAAAGAGCACCCUCGAGAAGGGUGGAUGACAGGGCAGAGCAGGAAGGACAGGAAGCUGGCAGAACGGAGGAGGCUGCAGCCGUGGUCCAACCAGGAGCUGAUGGCAGCUGGGGCUAGGGGAAGGGCUUUGAGGGUGGAAGGAUGGGAUGGGUUCCAGAGGUAUUCCUCUCUUAAAUGCAAGUGCCUAGAUUAGGUAGACUUUGCUUAGUAUUGACAACUGCACAUGAAAGUUUUGCAAAGGGAAACAGGCUAAAUGCACCAAGAAAGCUUCUUCAGAGUGAAGAAUCUUAAUGCUUGUAAUUUAAACAUUUGUUCCUGGAGUUUUGAUUUGGUGGAUGUGAUGGUUGGUUUUAUUUGUCAGUUUGGUUGGGCUAUAGCACACAGUUAUUUAAUCAAACAGUAAUCUAGGUGUGGCUGUGAAGGUAUUUUGUAGAUGUGAUUAACAUCUACAAUCAGUUGACUUUAAGUGAAAGAGAUUACUUAAAUAAUUUGGGUGAGCUGCACCUGAUUAGUUGAAAGGCCUCAAGAACAAACACUGCAGUUUCCUGGAAAAGAAGAAACUUUGCCUCAAGACUAUAGCCAUCGACUCCUGCCUGAGUUUCCAGCCUGCUAGUCUGCCCUAUGGAUUUGAAGUUUGCCAACCCCAACAAUUGUGUGAAUUAAUUUCUAAAAAUAAAGCUAUAUACAGCCA